UUUCUUCACUUUUCCGUCCCUCUUCUCCUCUCCCUUCCUUUUUUGUUUCUCCCCUUUUCUCCUCUCCUUUCCCCCCCUCAUCUUGUCUUCUUUGUCGUCCCCUUUUCUUUUUUAUUCACCUUCUCUUCCUUCUGCUCCCCAUCUCUUCUCCUCUCUUUCUUAUCCCCACUCAUCCUUUUCUUUUUGUUUUCCCUCCUCUUUCCUGUUUCUUCCUCCCACUCUCAUGUAUUGUCCUCCUCUCCCAUCUAAAACCUUCCUCUCAUCUCUCAUUUCAUAUCUCCUCUCUUAUCCUCUCAUCUCCUGUCUUCGUCCUUUCCUUCUCUCCUCUCUUGUCUUCCUCACUUCCCUCUCCUCAUCCCUGUCUCUCUUUUGCUUCCUCCCACUCUUUCUCAUAGUGCCCUCCUCUCCUCUCUAAUACCUUCCUCUCAUCACUCACUCCAUCCACCUCUCCUCCCUUCACUCCCUCUCUCUCUCUUCCCUUUUUAAUUUCCUGACCUUUUCUAUACUCCUCUUCUUCUCCUUCAAAUAUCUCUUCCUCUCUGCCUCUCCUCUCCAUGCAUCUCCUACUCUUCCCUUUCAUCUCGCCUCUCUAUUAGUCUCUCUCUCUCUCUCUCUCUCUCUCUCUCUCUCUCUCUCUCUCCCCCCUUCCUCCUCCUUCCUUCCUCCUCCUCCUCCUCCUCUCUCCUCUGUUCCAGCAGUAGAGAAUCACUGAACAGCAGCGGCGGCAGCAGCAGUGUCACUCAGCACGGCAGCGACUCGCAUGAAAGUGAGGACCUCUGUUUUUUCUUUUUCUCGCCUCUUUUGUUUUCAUUUUUUUUCCACCACCUCCUCACCCUCUUCUCCACUCUCUCCCUCUUCCCAUUCAGUCUUGAUUUUAUUCCCCCAUCAUUUCUUCUCCACUUUUCAAUCCUUUUUUUUUUUCUGCCACAUUGAUCUUUUCUGGAGUGCAGCAGUAUGAGGGUACCAUGCAUUUCAAAUAGGGUUUCCAUCCUUGCUCCAACUAGAGCAUGUAUGUUUUAUUUUUCUUCUCUGCUUUUUAUUCCAUCUCAUUGGAUUUAAGUAGGCCAGUCUUGUAGCUUUAAUACAGUUUGUCAACCUCCGGGCUCAGAUGUGCUUAAGAAUGGAUAUUUUUACAGGUAGGACUUUUUAUAAUCCUAACUUAAAUCAUGCAAAUCCUUUUUGUGUUGCGGCAUGAACGCUGAGAUGGAGCAGUAUGUUUUGGCCAUGGCUGAGUAGUGCUGUGAGGAUUUGAGAUGUGUAUUUUAUAUUCUGAAAGAGAGCUAAUUUGUUUAUAGAAAUCUUAUAUUUUAAAGCUGGUGGGGAUACUAUUGGAGGGUUUUCUUCUGUAACCAAAGAGACAGCAUUUGUAUUUUUAUUUUGGCAGAUUCUUUCACUGGCUUUUUCUCAUUCUUUUUCUCAUUGUUGUACUUUCUGUUAUUUUCUCACUGGCUGGCAUAAAGACAGUCUGCAGUCAGUGAAGCACUGGAGUUAAAAACAUAAAAAACACAAAACAAAUGGGGAUCAUAAUGUCAGUCAUUUAAAAAAGGAUGGACUUAACGGAUGUAUUGUCGUCCGUAAUGGCCACGAUGCCGGCCACUUUACCACCAAACUCUUCCUUGGAGAACGACAACCAGACGUCGUCCUCCUCGCCGAGAUCUCCUCCUCUACCUCCUCACUCACAGGUGGCGUCAGUGUUCAUCGUGCUGGUGGUCACAGUCAUCAUCCUGGGGACCGUGGUGGGUAACGUGCUGGUCGUGGUGGCGGUGUUCACCAGCCGAGCCCUGAGGGCGCCUCAAAACCUCUUCCUGGUGUCUCUGGCUUCAGCGGACAUACUGGUGGCGACGCUGGUCAUCCCUUUCUCCUUGGCUAAUGAGAUCAUGGGCUACUGGUACUUUGGUUCCACCUGGUGCUCCUUCUACCUGGCUCUGGACGUCCUCUUUUGCACCUCCUCCAUCGUCCACCUCUGCGCCAUCAGCCUCGACCGCUACUGGUCCGUCACUAAGGCGGUGAGCUACAACCGCAAGCGGACGCCCAAACGGAUUAAAUCAAUGAUCAGCGUCGUGUGGCUCAUAUCCAUCGUCAUCUCCUCCCCGCCGCUCCUCAUGACGCAGAAAGACGAGGAUCUGGAGACGGAGGAGGAGAGCGGCGUCCGGCGGCAAGAGUGUCUCCUCAUGAACCAGACAUGGUACAUCCUCUCCUCCUGCCUCGUGUCCUUCUUCGCGCCGGGAGUCAUCAUGAUACUCGUUUAUUGUAAGAUCUACCGCGUCGCCAAGCAGCGAGCCUCCACCGUGUUCGUGGCGAAGAACGUGGUGGAGCGGCAGCCAUCGCAGUCCGAGACCUGCUUUGAGGGGACCGCCAGGACUUGCCACAGAAAGGGAACCGGCUGCGGUAAAUCCCAGUACGAGCUGGACAGCCCGCUGCCGGCGAACCGCCACAGCUCGUCCAACGUGGACAGCAACAGCAGCGGCCUCAGGAGAGGAGAGCUGGACGAUAUCGACCUGGAGGAGAAGAGCUGCGAAGCGGACACAAAAACGUCCUCCUCGUUUUCCUCCGCUCUUCGCUUUCCGAGGAGGACCUGCGGAAGCGUGAAAAGGGAGGAGGGGAAGGACUCAGAGGGAUCCACAAACCGGCUGAAGCCUCCUCCUCCUCCUCCUUCCUGCGCCUCCAUAUCGUGGGCCUCCUCCGACCACUGCUCCCACCACUUCCUCCUCCCAUCCCCAGUGCCUCUCCGCAGCAAGCAGAUGUCUCUGUCCAAAACCAAAGUGGCACAAAUGAGGGAGAAGCGCUUCACGUUCGUCCUGGCCGUGGUGAUGGGGGUCUUCGUCCUCUGCUGGUUCCCGUUCUUCUUCACUUACAGCCUCCACGCCGUCUGCAGGGAGAACUGCACGAUCCCCGACACGCUCUUCAACCUGUUCUUCUGGAUCGGAUACUGCAACAGCUGCCUGAACCCCAUCAUAUACACGAUCUUUAACCGAGACUUCAGGAGGGCCUUCAAGAAGAUUUUAUUUGAGACUCAUAAACGAACUUAAGAUGCGAAUGUACGUGUGUUUGUGUGAGGGCGCACACAGUUUUAAUCCUGUUUUCCACUGUGCUGUCAAACUGACAUUAAAGGGCUUGUCAUACAGCCUGA
Messenger RNA from Dicentrarchus labrax (European seabass), 3130 nucleotides. RefSeq names its product alpha-2Db adrenergic receptor-like. The transcript has 2 exons. The coding region runs from base 1548 to 3029 and encodes 493 amino acids. Gene Ontology annotation, molecular function: alpha2-adrenergic receptor activity. The record is from RefSeq and is a predicted model, not a curated record. Lineage: Eukaryota; Metazoa; Chordata; Actinopteri; Moronidae. Gene Ontology annotation, biological process: adenylate cyclase-activating adrenergic receptor signaling pathway; regulation of vasoconstriction; platelet activation. Gene Ontology annotation, cellular component: membrane.